ACUCGCGCGCGCAGAGACGCGGGCCCGCCGCCCGGGGCCGCCCCCCGCCCCGCCGACAGCCACCCGCGUCCCCUGGCCGAGCCGCUCGCGCCCCGAGACGUCUUCAUCGCUGUCAAGACCACCAAAAAGUUCCACCGCGCGCGCCUCGACCUGCUGCUGGAGACCUGGAUCUCGCGCCACAAGGAGAUGACAUUCAUCUUCACUGACGGGGAAGAUGAGGCCCUGGCCAGGCACACGGGCAAUGUGGUCAUCACGAACUGCUCGGCCGCCCACAGCCGCCAGGCGCUGUCCUGCAAGAUGGCCGUGGAGUAUGACCACUUCAUCGAGUCUGGCAGGAAGUGGUUCUGCCACGUGGACGAUGACAACUACGUCAACCUGCGGGCCCUGCUGCGGCUGCUGGCCAGCUACCCGCACACGCGGGACAUCUACAUCGGCAAGCCCAGCCUGGACAGGCCCAUCCAGGCCACGGAACGGGUCAGCGAGAACAAGGUGCGUCCUGUCCACUUCUGGUUUGCCACGGGCGGCGCUGGCUUCUGUAUCAGCCGUGGGCUGGCUCUGAAGAUGAGCCCGUGGGCCAGCGGGGGCCACUUCAUGAACACUGCCGAGCGGAUCCGGCUGCCUGAUGACUGCACCAUUGGCUACAUCGUGGAGGCCCUGCUGGGCGUGCCCCUCAUCCGCAGCGGCCUCUUCCACUCCCACCUGGAGAACCUGCAGCAGGUGCUCACCUCGGAGCUCCACGAGCAGGUGACGCUGAGCUACGGUAUGUUUGAAAACAAGCGGAAUGCCGUCCAUGUGAAGGGGCCCUUUUCGGUGGAGGCCGACCCAUCUAGGUUCCGCUCCAUCCACUGCCACCUGUACCCGGACACACCCUGGUGUCCCCGCACUGCCAUCUUCUAGCAGCCAUGGCUGAGACCCAACCCCUGGGCGCCCCUGGUAUCCAAAGGGCCCAGUGACCCUGUUGUGCUGCCCUGGGAUUCGAGGCUCCCCCAGGGCCGUGCCUGUGCGUGUGUGUAUGCGCGUGUGUGUGUACUGUAUGCCCACCCGGGUGGCAGGCUGCUGGGCAGUUCUGCUCUGUGGACGGGCAGGCACAAGCGCCACUUAUGUGCCUCUACCCCGAGAGCCAGUGGGCUGCAAGGCCUGCUUGGAGGAAGGAUUUGUAUGUCGGAGGCCACUCUGAGGAGUUUUGGAUUUUUUUUUUUUUAUUGAGAUGGAGUCUCACUCUGUCACCCAGGCUGGAGUGCAGUGGCCGGAUCUCAGCUCACUGCAAGCUCCGCCUCCCGGGUUUACGCCAUU
Piliocolobus tephrosceles (Ugandan red Colobus) is the source of this 1293-nucleotide messenger RNA. RefSeq names its product LFNG O-fucosylpeptide 3-beta-N-acetylglucosaminyltransferase (gene LFNG). The annotation marks the transcript as partial. The transcript is spliced from 8 exons. Lineage: Eukaryota; Metazoa; Chordata; Mammalia; Primates; Cercopithecidae. Gene Ontology annotation, biological process: pattern specification process. Gene Ontology annotation, cellular component: Golgi membrane. Gene Ontology annotation, molecular function: O-fucosylpeptide 3-beta-N-acetylglucosaminyltransferase activity. The record is from RefSeq and is a predicted model, not a curated record.